Molecule: messenger RNA, 4308 nt
Organism: Strongylocentrotus purpuratus (purple sea urchin)
Lineage: Eukaryota; Metazoa; Echinodermata; Echinoidea; Camarodonta; Strongylocentrotidae
Exons: 2
Coding region: 174-1910 (578 amino acids)
Source: RefSeq, a predicted model, not a curated record
UAGCAGCUGCAUGCAUAGUGCAUAUGAAUCUAAGAAAUUUAUGCUAUUAUUUCUGAGAUUUUUGCAGGAUGUCAUUUAUGUGUAGGUGCUAAAACAAGGAAGUGGUUGUUCUAGGGACUGCCAGUGUCGCACUCGGGCAGUUUUUCAAAAUUUGGGCAAGCUAUGUUGUCACGAUGGCGACAGGGAGCCACCUUGCAGUCAAUCUGCAAGAGUUGGAGAUGCUAAAACGUGAGAUGCCCCAACAGAUGCCAGCAGGGGUGCAACGAAGCACCUCUUUGGACAGCAUGCCACCCCCAGCUCAGCCAGCUCCUAUGGCAAAUAAUAAUGCAACUGAUCACCUACGGCAGCCACAACAAUCUUUGGCUGGCAUACCUGAAUUACACAACUCCUUAUCAUCCCCUCCUCAAGCGUGUCCCGUACAACGAAGCCGCAGCCUACCCCUUCUAGAUGCCAGCCAGGAAAUGACUGCGGAAAUCUUAGCACAACUGACUGAAAGAGAAAAUGAACAAAUGAUGGUCACAAAUGUAGGACAGCACUCUCUGCAGCAACAGCAGCAGCAGCAACAACGACGGCAAGAUGCACAAGAUCAACAACAGCCUGCACCUCAGCAAACACACCAUCAGCACAACCUCAACAACAGAAUUAGUGAUAGCAGUAGUACAUGCAACUCUAUAAGUAUCAGUAAUGUAGUAUCCAACAGCAGUAACAUGAAUAAUGUACCAUUUUCAGAUUAUAUGCAGGCAUCUCAGUAUAGAAUUUUCACCCAAUCUCAACUACAGCAAGCAACUCACCUGCAGGAAAAUUCACAGCCCCUGAACCUAAGCCAGACAGCAGAGGUUAGACAGAUUCUUAGUCAAGGCUUACCCUCUCACAUCCCUAGGGUGGCUAACUUUGCUGGACGUCAAGUCCAAGUUGGAAGAGAUGAACUCCCACUUGACUGGCCCAACUUCCAACAGGCAGCCAGAUACAGUAUCCGCCCAAAUGAGCCACGCCUAGGAUUUCCACCAUCUAUGUUGCCUCCUGCCAUUGGCCAAAUGCCUCCUUCAUUCAAUCCUGCUUUUGCAGGAAGAGGGAUUGAUUCGUAUGGAGUAGGGACAAGUGCUGAAGGCAUCCGUUAUAGUAUGGCAGGUGCAAUGAAUCCUAAUCUUCAGAAGCCUCAUAUGCCCUUGUCGGUGUUUGCCAGGCAGCAUGCCUUUAUCAAGGAAGAAGUGGGCCGUCAGUCUCCUAAAGAUGGGACACGAUUACUACAAGUUCCAAUGGACCAUGUUGAAAAUAACAAUGAUAAAUCAUCACCUAACAUCCAGGCCAUGUCAGAUGGUUCAACCAGUAACAUAGCUGAGAAAAAUAUGAUGCCCUUGUCAGUGAGUGUAUCCGUCGCAUUUUCAGAACCUAGCCAGGACAGUCCCUCGUUCUCGCAACAGAGCAACAGUCCUGCACUCCUUAAACCAGCAGCUGAUCAGACACUCAGUAUGAUUAACUACCAUGAAGAUCAUCUCCUAUCUGACACAGGGCUCAUGUCCAAUAGCCCUGUUCCAAGCACGCUGGAUGAGAAUUUUCUCAACAGCAACAUGAUCAUCAGCUCUAACUCUGCUGCCAGACUGAGUGAUGCUACCAACCUGACAGGGCUUGAUUCUAACCCACCCAGUGUCAAGAUGGAAGGCUUUGACUUGUUUGAAGGCAGUGGGGAUGUUGAUGAUCAGAACUACAUCACUGAUUCCAUCUCACCUCAGUCUUUGAAUAUGGAUGACUCUAAUCAGGGACUACCUCAUGGCAUUCAACCAGGUCAUGGCAAUCCAAGGCCUCUCAGUCAAACUGGUAUGUCUGCAGCUCUUUCUAGAGGUAAGCAAAAAGAGAUUCAAUCAAUGAUAGAAAAAAAAUUAAGAAGAAGGAUGGGGAGGUUGGGGGAAUGAUAAUUGUUAUACUUAUUAAAGAUAUUAUGAUAUCAAAUGCAAUCAUGAAAAAUUAUAAAAUUGAUAAAUUUCUUCCAAGAUGAAAUUUUGGUGAAAGGUUUGUGGAUUGAAAAAUUAAAAACGGUUUCUUUUGUUUCACUUAAAAAAAGUGUUGUUUAGGCAGUGCAACAAAACCUAUUGAGCAUUUCCAGUCAACAAGAAAUUUCUUCCUGAAUAUUGUGUAAUGUAUGGAUUUUUAGAAUUCAUUUUUGGAAUUUAACCAGACUGAGUGCUUACUCACUGUUUUAUUAUUUACUCUUGAAUUUUGAUAUUAAGACUACCUAUAUUGUACAUCAGUGGAUACUUAUGUCAAAUAUUUCAAGUGGUAUCAAGACUUCACAUGAAUUAAAUGCACAAUCAGUAUACAUUAUGCACAGAAUUUUGUUUGAAACAAUGAAAAUGCAUUAGAUGCUUUUUUUCCCCGCUGUACUAGCUUAUUGCAUUGGUUGUCUCAAGAAUUCAUAAAGGGCAAUUCAAUGUGUCUGCAAAGGUGCAUCACUGGCCAAGUUUUAUACACCAUGCAAUCAGAGAAAUGUUUGAUGUUUCAUCAGUUUAGUCACGGUUGAGAGAGUGCUAUUGGGGGCACUCCAUUUGUGGCGGGAUCUAGCAUAAUGAGUGCAUCUGUAACGCAAGAUGUGCAUGGCUACUUCAGGAGUACAUCUUGUCUGCUCUCCUGUGCCUAGGGAAAGUCCAGGGUAAUAUUGAUCUGGAGAGAGAGAGAGAGAGCUUGUGACUGUGGAGGGCUUUAUGGAUGGAUACAUUGGAUGUGAAGUCCGGAGAGGGGGUGAUGCAAUGCAUUGCUUAUGUUGGUGGACGCUACUUUCUCAUCAUCGCUCAACUAGUUAUGGUUAGCGGCUAAAACGUGACUUUCAUGGGUAGGAGCUAGAGAAGAUGUGUGAUGGGAUUAUGAACACAAAAGAAAAGGUGCAUGAGGUUAUCCUGCCAUAGUUUUUCAAAUGUAAAAGGCUGCAUACAGUGUAUACUGAUAUAGGCCAUGUGUUAAUAGAAAGAGAUGUACAUGUACAGUACUGUACAUGUAACAUUAUUUACCAGUGUGGAGAGAGAGAGAGAGAGAGAGAGAAUAUGAUGCAACUAGAUUUUACUUUUUAGUUAUUCAGAUUAAGAUAUAAAGCAAAUUUAUAUAUUUCAAACGUACACGUACAUGUACAUGUAUGUAUUUCAAGCUCAUUCCAUUGCAGUUUACUAGCCUUUACUUUUAGCACCAACUGUGAGGGAUUAUUUUAAAGUAUGUGCAUAUAAUACGCUAUGCAAUAUAAUUUGUGCAACUAAACAGAAAAGUUAUUGGCAUAUAUAAGCUUUGCAAUUGCUCUGAAGGCUGAAUAUUAAGUGUCAUUUACAAUCAUUCAAUUUGAUACAAUUCAGAAGUAUUUUCUAUAAUGAAGCUAUGGCAAUACCUGUACAUGUAAAUACGAUAUGCAUAGUGUUUGUUAGAAUUGUAGCUGAGUGAAAUUCAUUAAGUGUUUGACCUUGAUCUCAAUGUGCACAAUUCCACACAAGAGUACAGUAGUUAUGAUUAAGAUCUUAUUGAAGUCUAAGCUGUCAUUCACAAUAAUUAUUUGUGUCACUGUUCCAAGCUGGGUAUGACUAAUACUGAAUGGGUCUUUAAAAAUAACCAUUCCUUGCAGUCCCCUGUAAAUUUCUUAUGCAGUUUGGGUUGUAUAAACAGUAGACAGGAAACUAAAAUCCCUCAGUGUUGUUUUAAAUGCAUUCUGCAAUCUCCUCUGAAUGCCAGCGGGAGAUUUUCAUUGUGGAGUUAAAAUCUAAAGGUGAAUUCAUCUAUUAUAUCUGGUUAUAUUCCAAACAAUAAUUUAUACAGAUUUAUGAGAAAGUACUGAAAAAAUAAGAAAGUUAAUAUGAAAUUAUGGACUUUCAAAGAUCAAAUUACAAAUCAGGAACUCCAUUGAAUUCAAAUAUGCAAGUCACUCUCCUCUUAUUUCAUAAAUUACUCCUUUUUUUAAAGAAGAAAGGAGAUGUAAUGUUCAUGUGCCAAAUUAUAUCAUAUGGAAUAAAUCUUUUAAUCCUUUAUUAAUUGUUUCUGUAACUUUCUACUUUUUUUCUUCUAAUUUCUUCAAUUUCAUAUUUACAACUUUCCCUUUCAACAGAGCCUAGACUUAAAUUCACUCUAGACACCUUUUUUUUGCAAGAGAUCAGAUGUCGGAUGACAAUUUCCCUUGUUGCUUAGGCUGAUGUACAGUACAUGUGCUACACUUUUUAACCUGUCCAUUGUAUUACCUCAAUUUUCACUCCAAUUUCAUGAGUAUACCUGAACUUUACCAGAAGUUUCUUGAAUAAAAUAUGCAUGUGAUGACACCAUGUGUUGACACUGUAUUGAAAGCAA